AUGCUGCGAACAGUACAGCUGGCUUGCUCGUCGGCAAGCCUAUGUAAAAACACAAAAUCACUCUGGUCCAUCACCUCGGCAGCACGAUUUUCAGACAAGAAGAAGGGCGACGACCUGGAGACUGAUCUUCAAAAAGACCUGAAAAAGCUCAAUGAAAUCCUAAAAACCGGAAUAAAAGAGACCGAAUCGAUCACCGAAAAGCUAAACGAAGUUCCAAAAGGUCAAGAAUCCGUCGACAAGAAUUUCAUGAAUUUCCGAAAGCAAGCGGAGCAAGAAGCCUUCAAAAGAAGCAGCAUCUUCAACUGGAAGACCGUCUUAGCAACGUUCGCAAUCGGUGGAAGCUGUCUGGCAGCACUAUUUUAUAUCAAAAAGAUUCGAAUGGAUGAGAGAGAAAAGCAUCGGAAGCAGACAGCCGGAAAAGCGAGGAUUGGUGGAGAGUGGGAGCUGGUGAACACCGAUGGAAAGUUGGAAGGAUCCGAGCAACUACGUGGAAAUUGGCUUUUGAUGUAUUUCGGAUUCACGAAUUGUCCCGAUAUUUGUCCGGAUGAAAUUGAGAAAAUGGUCAAAGUGGUGGAGAUCAUUGAAUCCAAAAAAGACGCGACACCUAUCGUACCAGUGUUCAUUUCCGUUGAUCCGGAGAGAGAUUCUGUUGCUAGAGUGAAGGAGUAUUGCUCAGAGUUCUCUGAAAAGCUACGUGGAUUCACUGGAUCCACUGAGCAAGUGAAUAAAGUGGCGAAGACGUUCCGGGUCUAUCAUAGUCAAGGACCAAGGACCAAUAAGCAAGAGGAUGACUAUAUUGUGGAUCAUACUGUGAUUAUGUACUUGAUUGAUCCCGAUGGUCAAUUCCACGACUACUACGGUCAGAAUCGAAAAGCCGAAGAGAUCGCCAAUGUGAUCGAGAUGAAAGUGCUCAAAUAUCAGGCUCAGAAUCGAAAAUCUCUAUUGAACCUGUUCUAG
This is a messenger RNA of Caenorhabditis briggsae, 957 nucleotides long. RefSeq names its product Protein CBR-SCO-1 (gene Cbr-sco-1). Gene Ontology annotation, biological process: mitochondrial respiratory chain complex IV assembly. The transcript is spliced from 3 exons. The record is from RefSeq and is a predicted model, not a curated record. NCBI's taxonomy places the organism in Eukaryota, Metazoa, Nematoda, Chromadorea, Rhabditida, Rhabditidae. Bases 1 to 957 code for a protein of 318 amino acids.